CCUUGUGUAAAGUGAUCGCGAGCAUUUCACAGAGCGAUUUCCGUCAAAGUGGACGACCUCCAGGUAAAGUGAUUGGUGAUAAAAGAAAGUAGCAGCAUGGAGAGGAAGGAGAUAAUAUUUGAUGGCUAUUUCUAUGAUGUUACCGAAUUUAUCAAAAGACAUCCAGGAGGAAGUAUAAUUUUAGAUUAUACAAAACCUGGCGAGGAUGGUACCCAUGCAAUUCAACAAUUCCAUCAUCGAUCUUUUGACAAAGUCAAGAAAAUGAUGGGAUCGUUUAAGAAACGUCCAGUGAUGGACAUUGAUCUCGAAUUAGACCCUCAAGUGCUGAAAAAGAAUCGCGCCCUAUCAGAAGAUUUUACAAAGCUCUACAAGGACCUGGUUAAGGAAGGAUUUUUCGAACCUUCUCAUACAUACAAUGCUGUACGCAUGGUUGAGUUGCUGGCGAUGUGGUAUGUUGGAUACUUACUGCUACAAUGGCCAUACAAUGUUGCUAAAUAUGCUGGAAUAUUUUUGAUUGGUUUUUCGCAAGGACGCGUCGCUUGGGUGGGACACGAGUGUGGUCACUAUUCUUUCUUAGGAUUUCCAAAGUUCGAUCGAUAUUUCCAAAUUUUCUUGCACGGAACCAUUGGAGGCGCUUCCGCAACUUGGUGGAGACGGGGACAUAAUCGGCACCACGCGAUGCCACAACGGUUGAACCAUGACAUUGAUCUGAGCACAGUUCCAUUGUUGGCGUACAACACAAAAGUUGUGAAAAACAAUGCUGAAGGCAAGGGAUUUCUCAUUAGGCAUCAGACAUACUUCUUCCCGCUUGUCAGUCCUUUGUUAGGCGGAAUAUUUUGGAGAUUUUACAAAGCACCCAAAUUCCUCAUCAAAAACAGGCUGUACACAGAAACAUUGGCAUUGAUUGCACAUUAUGUCAUUUACUUAUAUUUAGUUGGUUUUUCGGUUUGGUUUUUUUCGUCCUGGAUGGCUGGUUCCUACGCAUUCCUAAACUUUGCUUUGAGUCACACUUAU
Messenger RNA from Bradysia coprophila, 1014 nucleotides. RefSeq lists its product as uncharacterized. Gene Ontology annotation, molecular function: heme binding; oxidoreductase activity, acting on paired donors, with oxidation of a pair of donors resulting in the reduction of molecular oxygen to two molecules of water. Gene Ontology annotation, cellular component: membrane. Lineage: Eukaryota; Metazoa; Arthropoda; Insecta; Diptera; Sciaridae. Gene Ontology annotation, biological process: lipid metabolic process. The record is from RefSeq and is a predicted model, not a curated record.